Messenger RNA from Colletotrichum higginsianum IMI 349063, 2535 nucleotides. Its product is annotated as Amidohydrolase. The coding region runs from base 1 to 2535 and encodes 844 amino acids. Lineage: Eukaryota; Fungi; Ascomycota; Sordariomycetes; Glomerellales; Glomerellaceae. The transcript has 5 exons. The record is from RefSeq and is a predicted model, not a curated record. Gene Ontology annotation, molecular function: hydrolase activity, acting on carbon-nitrogen (but not peptide) bonds.
AUGUCCGCAACUCCAAUUGUGAGGUGGGGCGUGGGCCUCUCGGCCGCCGUGGCUGUGGUCGCCCUGGCAGUAGUGCGCCUUCAACAGCCUCUCACGGGCGACGUCGCCGAUGCCCAAACGCACUGCUACCAGGGCAUCCGGACGCACGACGAGAAUCAGCCCGUGGCCCAGUGCUUCACGGUCUCGGACGGAAAAUUCACUCGCGUGUUUCCCUGGGAUGAUGCCAGCCUCACGACCAAGGCUGGCUAUAUCAUCCCCGGCCUAUGGGACGGUCACGGCCACCUGAUUCAGUACGGCGAGUUCCUCUCCUCAGCUGAUCUGUUCGGGGCUUCUUCCUUGGACGACGUGAAAGGACGCCUCAGAAACUAUGUCGACAGCCAUCCCGAUGCUGGCACAGAGACCGAAUGGAUUCGAGGAAUCGGCUGGGAUCAAAACACCUAUGGCAGAAUGCCCACUGCUGCGGAUAUUGAGGAGGAUGAGCUUCUCAAGGGGAAAUACUUCAUGUUAGACAGAAUCGACGUGCACUGUGCUUGGGUCUCUCAAGCCGUGCUCGAUCUCCUGCCCGCAGACAUUCCCGACGUCCCGGGCGGCGAGAUCGUCCGCGAGCCUGGCAUGGGUGUUUUCUGCGACAACGCCAUGGAUGUGAUCUACAAUCUGUGGCCGAAGCCCGGCCCCGAGAAGAAGCGAGCGUUCGUCGCGGCCGCCAUGGCGAAGCUGAACGAGGUCGGCCUGGUUGGGAUGCACGACGCCGGCGUCUUCCCGGACCAGCUCGACCUGUACGCCGACAUGGCCCACACGGAGGACUGGACGGUUCGCGUCUACGCCAUGCUGGAGUGCGCCCAGCGGAACACCUUCUGCCCCGACGACGGCGCGCGUGUGUUCCGCGAUGACGACAUGUUUAGCGUCAAAUCUGUGAAGCUAUUUGCGGACGGCGCUCUUGGUAGCUGGGGAAGCGCCAUGAUUGAGCCCUACAGCGACCGUCCCGAUACCGCCGGCUCCCUCCUCGUCAACGGCUCGACUUUGACGCAGCUUGGCAGAUCGUGGGCGUCUGUCGGCUACCAGGUCAACAUCCACGCCAUCGGCGACUUGGCGAACCGGUAUGCCGUCGACGCCCUGGAGGCUGGCCUCAGAGACGCGUGUCCCGACGGAGACCUCGCGGAGUGCCAAGCCCGACGCCGGUUCCGCAUCGAGCACUCGCAAAUCAUCCACGAAGACGACCAGCGCAGGAUUCACGCCAUCGGGAUCAUCCCCUCCAUCCAGCCCACGCACGCGACCUCGGACAUGAAGUACGCCGAGCUGCGGCUCGGCCCUGAGCGCACCAAGAGAGAAGCCUACCGCAUGCGCUCGCUGCUCAACGUCAACCCCAUUCUCGGCAGCGACUUCCCCGUGGAGCCGCCCAACCCGUUUGAGGGCAUCUACGCCGCUGUGGCGCGGAAGAGCCCCCAGACGGGUUACGGUGUGAACGGAAGCGCCGACGGGUGGUACGCGGAGGAGGCUUUGAGUUUGGAUGAGGCCCUGUUAGGGUUCACCAAGGGCCCGGCUUUCGGUGCAUUCAUGGAGGGGCGCGCUGGUGUCAUCAAGGAAGGCGCCCUGGCCGACUGGGUCGUGCUGGAGGAGCCGCUAGAGACCAUGGACAUUGAAGACAUCCGCGAUUUGAAGGUCAAGGAGACCCACUUCGUCGCCGGGAUAUUUCCCGAGACAGAAGCCUUUGCCGCCGUCCUCAUGUCUAUGCAACUCUUCGCCUUCGGGACCCUCCCCGAGACAGACUCGUCACCGCAAGACGCCUCGGACCGUCCCCUUCACCGGAUGCUGUUCUGCCUCUUCCCCCCGAGCAUCGUGCUUCUCCUCGCCGUUGCCAGCGUUGCCGUGCCAUUGGCGACGACCUCCGUCGCCUCUCAUGAUGAUGACUUCUCAGCUGUGCUUGGCGUCGGCCCCGGUUCUGGCAACAAUAACUUCGGCCGCCUCUUUUCGGUGCACUACAUCUACACGUGCAUCGCCAAUACGGUCGUCAGCAUCGCCGUUCUGGUCCGCAUCUUCUGCUGGAGCGGGAUCUCGGGCCGGAAGGCCGCGACGUUUGACUACGCCGUCCUCUUCGAUCUCUGUCUGCUCCCCAUGUACAACGGGAAGGCGGACGUCACCGCGGGCCUCAUAUUCGUGGAGCCGGGCGCGGGAAUCUUCGUGCAGAGCCGCGUUCUGCUCUUCUUCGGCGUCGGAGUCGCCGUGCGCGCGCAUCUUACCGGCCGGAUGUCUGCGGUUGUCGCUAUGGUGCAGGGUGCCGCGGCCAUGACCCUCGUCCCUGUGACCGGCCUCGCGAUGCGGUCCGAGGCCAAAAGCCCGCUGCCGUUGGGGAUCUUUUUUGCUGCUUCGUUGAUGAUUUUUCUCACUAUCACCGGCGCAAAGGCGAUUACAGAAAGCCCUGCGUAUGUGGCGCCCGCGGCACAGUUGGAGGAGGAGGACGGGACUGACCUAGCGAACGUUGACACGCCUCCUCCGGCGUACCCAAGACAUCAGAUGGAAUCCGUGUAUUCUGCAUAG